CCCAAAAGAGGGGUAAACCACUGCGCCGCAACUGCACGACUUCCGAAUCCAGUCUUCACAUUUCCGAGGGCUCGUAGCCUUUGUUAUUUGCUAAGAUUGACAGCUUACUACAACGGGCACAAAGCCAAGAUCGACCAGAUAUACGAUGCCCUCCAGUUCCGAGGAGGCGCAAGCCCUCGGCCACGCAGAGUUUUGGGACGAACGGUAUGCAAAGGCUGACAGCGACAAGCCAACGCACGAAUGGUUCCGCGCAUUCGAUGAGCUAGAGCCCUUCUUUAAGAAGCAUUUAUUCGAUAAGGAGAGGGAUGAGGGAAAGAAUGCCAAAAUUCUUCACUUGGGGAGCGGGGACAGCACCGUCCCAUACGAUCUUCUAGAGCGAGGCUAUACGAAUCAGCUCUGUAUUGACUUUUCCGCGGUAGUGGUCGAUUUGAUGAAAUCACGACAUCCAGAUAAAAGUCAGGUUGAAUGGAGAGUCGGCGAUGUCCGGGAUAUGAAAGACAUCGAUAGCAAGUCCGUAGACGUCGCCUUUGACAAAGGCACUCUAGAUGCAAUGAUCUACGGGAGUCCAUGGAGUCCACCCGAAGAGGUUAUGGAUAAUAGUGGAAGGUAUAUCAGUGAGGUCUGGCGGGUCUUGAAAGACGACGGCGUGUUUCUUUAUAUUACCUAUCGGCAACCGCACUUUGUCAAACCGAUCCUUAAUCGCAAGAAUGAGUGGGAUCUAGACAUGGAAAUCAUGGGUGGAGGCGACAGUUUCCAGUACUUUGGCUUCAUUCUCAAGAAGAACACCUCAGGCGCGAACUGAAAACGUAAUGUUCGAUACUGUAAUUGGUAACGACACAAGUACGUGAAAGAGGCAUUUGGCAUGUCUGAACAAUCGCAACAGCAGUAUCUCUUGGGUCGAAGUAUAGGGAUUUCAGUUAUUACAAAAACGUAUUCCAAGAGAGUGAGUACGUCUAGAGUUCAAGCCUCUAGGAUGUAGUCGGAUCCUCUGUAGUGCAACGAAACAUGGAGAAUGCGGGCAAGACGAGAUCCGCUCAUCGC
This is a messenger RNA of Alternaria alternata, 1041 nucleotides long. RefSeq lists its product as hypothetical. The record is from RefSeq and is a predicted model, not a curated record. Gene Ontology annotation, molecular function: S-adenosylmethionine-dependent methyltransferase activity. The transcript is spliced from 4 exons. Bases 146 to 802 code for a protein of 218 amino acids. NCBI's taxonomy places the organism in Eukaryota, Fungi, Ascomycota, Dothideomycetes, Pleosporales, Pleosporaceae.